Molecule: messenger RNA, 142 nt
Organism: Racocetra persica
Lineage: Eukaryota; Fungi; Glomeromycota; Glomeromycetes; Diversisporales; Gigasporaceae
Source: the annotation of a GenBank genome assembly
AAUAUAUAAGAAGGCUUUGAAUAAAGCAUUGCAAAACAAGUCAAGAUCUCAGAAACUAAUCGAUUUACUUCAAGGCUUUGCUGAAGAUGGAGAUAACGACGAUAGUUCAGAUUCAGAUAAAGGUCAAGAAAGUGACGAUGAC